AGGAUGCCUAUCUCACGUGUAAACUCUAGCCAAUGAGAGGGGCCAUUCCUGAUAGCUCCAAUUGUCCGCCCACCUUGAUUGAUAGCUGGCUCGGCGCAAUCCAGCAAGCAGCGUAGAGAGAUAUACGUCAGCCACGAAGCUCUCCAACUCCCCUGACUUCGGUGCCAACCGCUCUAAUAUACGCCCCCAUCACCAGCCUCCAGCCCACGACCGGACACUUCGCAGCUGGAACGACGUCCAUUCCUUUUCUCCGAACCAGUACGAACACCUUUCGCGCGCGAGAUCCGGGCAUCCCCGCAUAAGCCAAGAUGUCGUACUUCUUCUCGACUCCCGUCGACAUCGACAUCGUGUUGGAAGACGCUGAUGAGCGGUCUAUGGUGGACGUCAAGCUCGAUAAAAACCGCCGCGAAAAGGCGCCGCUGUAUAUGGAUGGCGAGAGCGUCAAGGGCGCCGUUACCAUCAGACCUAAGGACGGCAAGCGGCUAGAGCAUACGGGCAUCAAAGUCCAGUUCAUUGGCACGAUAGAAAUGUUCUUCGACCGCGGAAACCACUACGAAUUCCUUUCGCUUGUCCAGGAGCUCGCCGCCCCUGGCGAGCUGCAACACCCGCAGACGUUCGACUUCAAUUUCAAAAACGUCGAGAAGCAGUACGAGUCGUACAAUGGCAUCAACGUCAAGCUGCGUUACUUUGUCCGCGUCACCGUGUCCCGCCGCAUGGCCGACGUCAUCCGCGAAAAGGACAUCUGGGUCUACUCGUACCGCAUACCCCCGGAGAUGAACUCAUCCAUCAAGAUGGACGUUGGUAUCGAGGACUGCCUGCACAUCGAGUUCGAGUACUCCAAGUCAAAGUAUCACCUCAAGGACGUGAUAGUCGGUCGCAUAUACUUCUUGCUGGUCCGCCUCAAGAUCAAGCACAUGGAGCUGUCCAUCAUCCGGAGAGAAACGACGGGCGCGGCACCGAACCAAUAUAACGAGAGUGAGACGCUGGUGCGGUUCGAGAUUAUGGACGGCUCGCCUUCGAGAGGAGAGACCAUUCCCAUCCGCCUCUUCCUUGGCGGCUUCGACCUGACCCCGACCUUCCGGGAUGUGAACAAGAAGUUCUCGACCCGAUACUACCUCAGUCUGGUGCUCAUCGACGAAGACGCACGGAGGUAUUUCAAGCAAUCGGAAAUCAUCCUCUAUCGCCAGGCCCCGGACGCGGUCGCCGGUCCCAACAUGAUUAUGGCUGCCGCCCCGGAGAACCCCAAGCUCAUGGGCCCUCCUCCCCUUCAGGCAUAGAGACCUCUGAAAGUGGAUGGUGUGGUUUAUAAGUAAUGUGCCGUGCUUCUUGUUGUUGAUGAUGAUACAGGGGUUCUGGGGAGCUGUCAUGAUAGGUAGUCUUCGUCCAGUCGGUUACGCGCAGUUUUAGCAUAAGGUCACGGCGUUUUGGGGUAAAGACAGAGCUGGGUCUGCUGCACUGA
Messenger RNA from Colletotrichum navitas, 1459 nucleotides. Its product is annotated as vacuolar protein sorting-associated protein 26. Gene Ontology annotation, biological process: intracellular protein transport; retrograde transport, endosome to Golgi. The coding region runs from base 309 to 1277 and encodes 322 amino acids. The transcript is spliced from 4 exons. Lineage: Eukaryota; Fungi; Ascomycota; Sordariomycetes; Glomerellales; Glomerellaceae. The record is from RefSeq and is a predicted model, not a curated record. Gene Ontology annotation, cellular component: endosome; retromer complex.